Messenger RNA from Fomitiporia mediterranea MF3/22, 1140 nucleotides. RefSeq lists its product as uncharacterized. The transcript is spliced from 9 exons. Lineage: Eukaryota; Fungi; Basidiomycota; Agaricomycetes; Hymenochaetales; Hymenochaetaceae. The coding region runs from base 1 to 1140 and encodes 379 amino acids. The record is from RefSeq and is a predicted model, not a curated record.
AUGUUCAGCCUACCUGCGUCCGUCGUACUCGAUGCUUUUCUGUGCGCUUGUGCCAUCUUCGUCGGCGGAUACCUGCUUUCGACCAGACUUAAUACUUUGAAGAAAAAGGACUCGACAAUUCUGACAGGAGGAUUACCCGAUCCGGAUCCCCUGCAUGACUUUGACUUAGAAACAGCGACUACACGAAAUCAUUUGUACGUAAAUAAGACAGUACGAUGGCCAUAUUAUCAAACUAUGUCACACCAGCCAAUGCACAUCAAUGACUGGAUUGAGAUUGACAAGGACCUUAAGUGGUACAUCGAGCAGAAGACACGAGUAAUCAACGAACAGGGUACUCUUACCUCAGGAAAACAUGUAAUUGAUUCUCUACCAGAGAAUGAUGCCGCUUGUGGCGAGCUGCUGGAGAUCCUCGUCGACUACCUGCCUAAGCGCUAUCCCACGCUCUUUGAGAAACUCGCGUCAAAAAGUGGACAGGUCGGGAUAUGGAAUAAGGUGACCGAUGAUAAGUUCGAAAAGACAAACGGUUUGGAAGGCGUAGACGCUUUAAAGAUCUGUUCAAGACUUGUCGAAGAUGACUUUUUAAUGGCUCGCGAACGCGAAGAUGGGCAUGUGUACUUUGUUGGAGGCCUUGUUGCAUUUCCUGGGUUUUAUCUCCUUUCCAAAAAGAUCAAUAAAUCUCUUCAUGAUGCUCAUGCGCCAGUCCCUUACUUUAACCAGAAGCUACUCGUUAGCGUCGAGCGAACACUCAAGCGCUUCGCACCGAACGAGCCGUUUGAAAGGACAAGUUGGGAGAUCGUUGAUGAUCGGGACUUAUUCUUCCACAAUAUCGCAACGCUUGAAGGUGGCGAUGCGAAACUUCCAGACAAAUUACAUCCAAAGGACUUGUUCUUCCGUGUCGAUCACCAGACCUUCCGGAAGCUGCCACGCACGAAAGGCAUAAUUUUUGGCGUGCAUCCAAUCAUGAAGCGGUUGGAAGACUUCGCAGAUAGUCCGCUCGUCCCUGCCUUGCUCGCAAAGAUACACGAGGAGGGUGACAGGACUCUUAUGGACUACAAGCUCGCACCUCUUUAUCAAGAUCGCAUGCUACCUUAUUUACGUGAGCUCACUGCUCGGCAAAUGGAGAAGGGCCUCAUCCGGUGA